CAUGCUGGAGUAUUAUCACUCAACGGUUAUUUUUUUUUAAAUUCUAUUGUUGUGGUGCACUUUUUAUCAUUAUAGAAUCAGAAUUCGAUCGAUUUCAUUAUAAUUAUUAAUUAUUAAUUAAUUAAUUAAUUAAUUAUAUGAAGCAUAAAUAUUCUCAGAGUUAUUUCAAUGAAUAGAAACCGAAUGAAACUGUUUAUCAAUGAAUACUAACGAGUUCAGUUCAUUUGCGAAAUCAAAUUGCAAUCGAGCUCCAGAAUGCAAUUCAUUCGUAUCAGAAGAAUUAGAAGCUGAAGAAGAUGAAAUACGUCGAAACGAAGAGAUCAAGCAAAUGAUGCAUAAUGCUUUCGACGAUUUAGAUGAAGAUUAUCAAUCAGUCAACAGCAGUUCUUAUUUAGCUUCUCUGAGUGGAUGUUGUAAUAGUAAAACUACGUACUCCGAACCUUCGCCUUGGAACCAUAAUCCGAAUUUAUAUGGAAAUCGUUUAUCCUCUCUAAAUAAUCAGAAUUACACUCACACUGAAAACGAACAGCAGUAUUUAACGAAAAUUCAACAAUUAGAAUCAGACUUUAACGAUUUACAGAAACGAUUCAAGGAAGAAAAAAGCAUUUGGUUAAAGAAGUUUUUCGCUGAAGAAGAAGAAAAAAAGUUGGCUCAAAAGAAACACGAAGAAAUUCAUAAAUUAUUUGAUGAAGCUCAGGUUAUGUUAUUACAACGAGAAAAUGAAUUGAAAGAUUAUCAAGAAAAAUUAGAGCUUUCUGAAAAAGAAAAAAAUGAGGGUUUGAAGGAAAUCAGACUAUGCCAACUUACGAUCGAAGAAAUGGAGCUACGUUUAAGGUCUCAAGAGAAAGAAAAUCGAACCAAAAAAGAAGAGGUUGAAUAUUUGAAACAAAAAUUCUCCGACAAUGACGAAGAGAAAUUUGCCUGUUACGAAGAAGAGAUUAAAAAUUUAAAUGAAAAAUUGGCUCUCAAGGAUAAGAAAUGUCAAGAUUCAGAGUUACAACUUGAAGAAUUACAGAAGCUUCAUAAAUCGAUUAUUGCCGAAAAAUCUGAUGUGAUAUCGAAACUAAGCAGCAACUUGGAAACUUGCCAGUCUCAGUGUCAAAAAUUAAUGCUCAAUUUCAAUCGUAAAUUGGACAAGAACAAUUCCGGUAACGUUGCACUCCUCGAAUCUCGCGAAUCAUUACCUGCCAAUAUGAAACACGAUUCGAAGUUAUUCGAAGAAUUAUUUCAAGCUUAUGCUACCGUCAAAGAAAAAAGUUCCGAAAUUACAUUUCUGCAAGAACAAUUGAAAUCGUGUAUAAAACAAAUCAAAUCCGGUCAAGAAACCGAAUGCCAAAAUGUAGAAGAUAUUCGUACUCUAAAAGAGAAACUAGCCAAUUUAGAAGCCAAAAACGAGCAGCUCGUUCGAGAAAAUCAGCAGCUGAGAAACAGUAAACUAAACGUGGAACGAGAAAGUAUCGUUGAUCACUCCGAUGAUGAAAAUGUUAGCCAAAAAUUAAAGAUGCUCGAAGAGCAGUGUAAUAAAACGAAAACCACGUAUUUUGAAGUUUGCUCUGCUAAUGAAAAACUAUUGCUUCAAAAUCAACAGCUGCAAGUUCAAGCUGACGAACUGAAAAAGAUGCUUCUUAAUCCGGUGCAUGACGAUAGCUCAGUGAAAAAAUGUCUACGGAUAAGGGAUUCAUCUCAUAAUCCCGACUUCGCUUUAGAUAGGGAUAUAGAACUGGAAAUUCUGAAGAAAAAAUUGAAAGAAUGUGAAGACCAGUUAGAAAAGGAUAGAAUUCAGCAUGCUAAACAAUUAGAUGUACUACAGAUUGGCAUAAGAGAUUAUAUUUCCAGCACCGAAGCUCAGCAUCAGCAACAACUCAAUGAAUUAGAGGAAGAGUACGUUAAAAAACUUUCAGAAGCUGAAUCCAAACAUCACGAACAAUUCAAUCAGUUUGAAACUGAAUUCAAAGAACACGUACUGAGGGUUUCUACCGAAGAGAUUAAAAACUUAUCCAAUAUUUUUCAAAAACAUUUCGACGAUAUUUCCGAAACAAUGACUCGGUUGCGAACUGAACUGACCGAUAAAAGUAGAUCGGUUGAAGUUUUAAAUAAACAGCUUGAAAGUGCCAGGGAAGAAUUACAAAGUCGUGACAAAAUAAUAGAUAGAAUGAAAUUCAAACAUGACAACUCCUUGAAGGAAUGGAAAGAGCAGUUGAAAACGGCGAACGAUAAAAACGAGAAACUAUUACUAGAAAUAGACAAAAUAUACGAGAAGUAUAAAACAACUCGUAAAGUCGCCAUCGAUCUCAGACAACUUUUAAUCAAACACCAAAAAUUCUACGCUCAAACUUUGAAUGAAAUUCAAAACUAUUUGAACGAAACUUUGGAAGGUAAAUUGAAAGAUGAAAAAAGUACUACCAAAUUUGAUAUCACAAAGGAAGACUUGAUCGUACCCGACGAAGAAAUUAACUCAGCGAUAUUCGCUAUUAAGAAAGUACUCGAUAGUUUGAAACAGUGUAAAUGAAUAAUUCAUAUCUCACAUAUUCAUACAGUGUGAUUGUAUUAUUAUGUUACCAUGUCAGAUUGUUAUUUCUUGUGACCAUCGUCGGUUUCUUGAAUUAGUUUAUAUCCAGUGUUUUUAUGAAAUAUUUAUGUAUUAAUUUUUUUUCAUUUGUUUUCCUUUACUGUAAAUUCAGUAUUUCUUUAGAAAAGUAUUAAUGUGUAAAUUUUGUAAUGGAAUUUUUCCGGUAGGUAUUAUUUUUGUAAAUUUUGUAUUUCUCUUUUUUAUACUUCAUUGAUUUCUCAGUUUGACAAUUUUGAUCUCGCUGCGUAAAUAAAAUAUUAAGUAUUGUUUUUCAAACAAAUGUUUUUAUACGCUAAAUAAAUUACUUGAUUGAAACUCUUACGAGGUAGGUAUUUGAACUUUUCAAAUUACUAACUGCGGUUGAAUUACUCAAAAUUUGAG
Planococcus citri (citrus mealybug) is the source of this 2950-nucleotide messenger RNA. RefSeq lists its product as uncharacterized. The coding region runs from base 200 to 2509 and encodes 769 amino acids. The record is from RefSeq and is a predicted model, not a curated record. Lineage: Eukaryota; Metazoa; Arthropoda; Insecta; Hemiptera; Pseudococcidae. The transcript is spliced from 13 exons.